Molecule: messenger RNA, 8831 nt
Organism: Xyrauchen texanus (razorback sucker)
Lineage: Eukaryota; Metazoa; Chordata; Actinopteri; Cypriniformes; Catostomidae
Product: spondin-1-like
Exons: 16
Coding region: 164-2587 (807 amino acids)
Biological process (GO): cell adhesion
Cellular component (GO): extracellular matrix
Source: RefSeq, a predicted model, not a curated record
UGCGCCUCCGACAGGCGAUCCGCUGAGCCGUCGAUUCCCGAGGUCUCUUCUCUUCAGGAUGGCAAUAUAACACAAGGCGGAGAUAUUAGCAGCUGCGUAUAUGAGUCUGUUAUUACAUCCAAGUUUAGUUUCCAAUAGAGUUUCAACACUCUAGACAGCCAUAAUGAAUGUGAAGCGAUCGGAGAUGUGGAGCGCUGGUGUCCUGGUGCUGUUCACUGCGUGCGUUUGCGUGAGGGUGCCGGAGGAACCGGCGGACAGAGCGGAUCCGUCUGACGGCUACUGCAGCUGGAUAACGCGGGCUCAGCCGCACGCAGCUGCGGGCAGGAUAGAGAGCUACAGCGAGUUCAGACUUCGAGUGGAAGGAGACCCGGAGCACUAUCAGCCCGCCAGCACUUACCGAGUAACCCUGUAUGCGACCAACCCUGCGUACUUCAGAGGAUUUACUCUUAUUGUGCUCAAAGAAGGACACAAUGGUGACCAUGAGGAGGAUUAUGCUGGAAAUUUCCAGAUCAUCGAUGAGGAAGAUACACAGUUCAUGAUGAACUGUCCCCCUGCUGUAACAGAGAGCACCCCCCGCAGGAGGACCAGAAUACAGGUGUUCUGGACAGCACCCCCUCCAGGCAGCGGCUGUGUACUGCUGAAGGCUAGUAUUGUUCAGCGGAAGAUCAUCUCAUUCCAGGACGAGGGGUCUCUCACAAAGCGGAUGUGUGAGAAAGAGCCCCUGUUUGGAGAGACGACAGAUAAACCCCUUCUGGACUGCUGUGCAUGCGGAACGGCCAAAUACAGAGUCACCUUCUACGGGAACUGGUCAGAGAAACUGCACCCAAAAGAGUACCCACGGAGAGCCAAUCACUGGUCAGCUCUCAUUGGGGCGUCCCAUUCGAAGAACUAUGUGCUGUGGGAGUACGGAGGUUAUGCCAGUGAAGGGGUCAAACAGGUCGCUGAACUGGGCUCACCAGUCAAGAUGGAGGAGGAGAUUCGUCAGAAGGGUGACGAGGUUUUGACUGUCAUUAAGAUGAAGGCGCAGUGGCCAGCCUGGCAGCCUCUCAGUGUUCGAGCGGCACCCUCAGCCGAGUUCUCAGUGGACCGCACACGUCACCUGAUGUCCUUUCUGACCAUGAUGGGUCCCUCUCCAGACUGGAACGUGGGUCUGUCGUCAGAGGACCUCUGCAACAGAGAGUGUGGCUGGGUCCAGAAGGUGGUCCAGGAUCUCAUCCCAUGGGACGUGGGGACGGACAGCGGGGUCACUUACGAGUCUCCCAACAUGCCAACAGCUCCUCAGGAGAAAAUACGACCCCUCACAAGUUUAGAUAAUCCACAAAGCCCCUUCUAUGACCCAGAGGGAGGCGCGAUCACUCCUGUCGCCAGAGUUGUCGUGGAAAGAAUUGCUCGCAAGGGUGAGCAGUGCAACGUUGUUCCUGAUAAUGUGGACGACAUUGUGGCUGACAUUGCCCAGGAGGAGAAAGACGAAGAUGACACGCCAGAGACCUGCAUCUACUCAAACUGGUCUCCUUGGUCAGCGUGCAGUUCGUCCACGUGUGAGAAAGGGAAGCGGAUGAGGCAGAGGAUGCUGAAGGCGCAGCUGGAUCUGAGCGUUCCUUGUCCACACACACAGGAUUUUGAGCCGUGCAUGGGACCUGGAUGUAGUGAUGAGGAUGCUUCCGCAUGCAUGAUGUCAGAAUGGAUCACGUGGUCGCCUUGCAGCGUGUCAUGUGGAUCAGGUGUGCGUUCAAGGAAGCGCUAUGUAAAACAGUUUCCAGAUGAUGGCUUUGCUUGCACACACGCCACUGAAGAGACGGAGCCCUGCACUGUCAAUGAGGACUGCUCUCCUAGCAGUUGCCUGGUUACUGAAUGGGGUGAAUGGGAUGCCUGCAGCGCCACCUGUGGGCUUGGCAUGAAACGCCGGGAGCGCAUGGUGAAAAUGCCCCCAUCUGAUGGCUCUAUUUGUGGGACUCAGGUGGUGGAGGUGGAGAAGUGUAUGAUGCCAGAAUGCCAUACAAUCCCGUGUUUACUGUCUCCGUGGUCAGACUGGAGCGACUGCAGUGUAACGUGUGGUAAAGGCUCUCGGACACGUCAGCGCAUGCUCAAAUCACCUGUAGAGCUGGGAGAAUGCAGCGAGGAACUGGACCAGUUGGAGAAAUGCAUGCUGCCAGAGUGCCCGACGGACUGUAUGAUGUCAGAUUGGUCCGAGUGGUCAGAGUGUAAUAAGUCCUGUGGUAAGGGUCACAUGAUCCGCACACGCAUCAAAACCCUGGAGCCUCAGUUCGGAGGAGAGCCGUGCCCCGAGAAUGCACAGAGAAAGAGAUGCAAGAUCAUGAAGUGUAACCAAAGUGCCAAAAGUGACGAGCGGAAAAGACGCAAAGAAGAUCGCAAGAAGAGGAGGAACAAACAGGGGAGGGAGGAGACCACUGAUGAGCUCGCAGGAUGCAGAAUGAGGCCUUGGUCUGGAUGGACUGACUGCACUAAGCUAUGUGGUGGUGGAAUUCAGGAAAGGAUGAUGACAGCCAACAAGAGAUUCAAGAUCACCCAACUGACUGGCUGCAAGGAACGCAAAGAGAUUCGGGCCUGCAAUGUUCAUCCCUGCUAGAGCUGCUCUGACCUGGCGCAUGGGGACUGAUACAGAUUGUGACAAACUUGCAGUAAUUGAAUGCACUAUAGUUGGUGUUGGCAAGCUGCAACAGCCAGUCUGUUAUUUUAAUUUUCUAGAAUUUGUAGUGACCCAGGCCCUGACUAGCCUGUAAACAAAACAUGAAACCAAGAGGGAGUUGCAAUGUACUGUACCAAUUCUUCCAGGAGCUUUUCAAGAACAGUUCUUUGAACAUUGAUUUUCACAAUGAGCAUCAAGGCAUAUUAAAGAUUAAUGUGCUUGUAAAUUAAAAGCAAAUAAAAAUUUGCCUUUUAAACUCUGUGAUCCAAACACGCACAUACACCCAACCUACAAAAAUCGAGAGCUCGUGGCAAAUUUUCACAAACUUGCCGCACAUUCACCACUGAGUAUUUUACAUGCACAUGAGCUUUGCAGGAAACUUGGCAACAUAGGGCUGAUACAGGUUCACCACAACAUUGGCAGCAAAUCACAAGCUCAUUUGCAUGUGAAAAUAAUGAGUGGCAAAUUUGCAGCAAGUUUACGGAUAGUUUGCCAGAACUCUAGAUUUUUGUAAGGGCACUCAAACAUACAAAGAAAGUAACAUUCCUCCAACAGAAAUUAUAUUUUUUGUAAUGAGUUCUGAAAUCACAUUGGUCACUCAUAAACAAAUGUCAGAUGUGAAAAACUACACAACGUGUUCUAACUAGGUGAGACGCUCUACAAGCCAUCUCUUUCAAGUAAAUGGAGUUUAACGAGAUGCAAGAGUGACAGGACAUUUUGUCGGCUGCUUGGUUUCUAUUUCUGUGACGUGACACUGUAGCCCCUCCCACUCCAAUAGACUCACUGGUCAAAAAUACACAUAGCUGUAUAUUAAACAUCAAAUAUGUUCUAAUUGACUGUACUUUUGUGGUGGUUUGUUUUCUGUGUGGACAGACAAAUUACUUGCUAGGACUCAUUUUAAGAUUAUCUGAAAUCAAAGUGAGGAGAAGAGCUACAUUUUGGUGCAUAGAAACAAUUAAUUCAAGCAAUGUACAAUGUUUAAUUGACCAUAAAUGUCAAGAUGUUUUUUACAUUUUAUUUUAAUUUGAAUGUUAAAUCUUGCACAAAUUGUUUACUUGCACCUAAACACUUCUCUUCUGUUAGUUCCGAUAUCUUCAAGAACUGUUUUAUUUAAAUCCAUAAACAUAUCUUAAAUAGACUUCCGCCCUGGUUCCGGAAUAAUUUUUCCCAUUCAUGUUUUCUAUAGGGUUUUCAUAAAAGUCUUAAGCCAUGAACCAAGCCAACCAGCUUCUAAGCCAUGAACCAACCAUUUACUUCCAGAACCAGACUGUUGUACUCUAUAUGUAUAGGCUACUAUACAAUGGCCCCAAAAAGAAAGUAGACACUUUCGCCACACGUAAAAUUAAUGACUUUCUUUGCAUUAGAUUAUAAAAUAUCAAACCAAGUGGUAUCUGCAAACAAAAUUAUGCUUCACAUUCUCUGAAACAAACCUCACUUCCCAUUCAAUAAGGUAGCUUCAACUCCUCAUCAGAAGCUUUGACUUUGAAGCCCUUUACCAUUUCGCCAAUUUGUUAGCUGGUGACACGUCCUGCAUUUGGGACCUAGAAAGAUGCACAAACAUUGUGGCACAUAAAUUGCUUGUAAAUGCUAGCCAUCCUCUUGACUCUUAAUGCCUUUUGAUAAGACAGACUGAUGUCUUAAGUCCUGAUCCAUUCAGACAGCACAGUCAUUUUGGUGUAAUUGAAUCGCCAAGGAGGUGUGCAGUCGAGCCCAUUGCUGAAGCUGGCAAACUGAAUUUUUCUUUGGAGAAGGGGACAAUGAGACUCCACCCCAAGUCAGUUCAGAGAAUUUGGGAGGUAUUUGGGGUAGCCAAGGUGGACGUGUUUGCCCCACGGAGACCAUACAUUGUACUUCUGGUACUCCAUGAUAGUGCAAGCUCCUCUAGGCUUGGAUGCCUUAGCUACAUCAAGUAAUGUGCAAGAAACAUGAUGCCAAGGAAGCAGUGUUACUAGUUGUGCUGAAAUGGCCCAACAGCCACUAGGUUCCCAGAUAUAGUAGAGCAGCAAGAUGUUUCCCCAUUUGAAAUUCCUUUUGAGAACAUAUCUGAUCUUGCAGAAUGAGGACACAAACUGGCAUCCUAGGCCAGAGCUAUGGAGACUGCUUGUCCAACCUCUAAAUGGGGCUUGUUUAACACAAUAGGGCUGUCGCAACAUGUGUUAAACACCAUACUGCAGGCCAGGGCCCUCUCAACGAGGCAGCUGUAUGCUUUAAAGUGGUUGACUCUUUGCUGAGGGUUCACUUUCUGGAGUGAGGACCCAAAGCAUUGCCUUGCGCAGACAAUACUCUAAUUUCUACAACAGCGUUUGGAUUCACCAUUGGUUUAUUGUUCCCACUUUCCUUCCUAAUUCUCAGUAUGAGGGGGUGGCUAAAUAAAUGCUUUUGACUACACUGUAAAUGCUAGUAAGCAUUUCACAUCAGGUUAUUUCACAUUAUGGUAUGUGGCUCCCAUAGCAUAAGCUUGUGAUGCAGUCAAGUUACUGUUUUAAAAAGGAAUGUAUCAGUUACUCACAUAACCUUAAAUGUAGGGAACAAGAUGCUGCUUUUCAAUGUUUUGGGAUUAGAAAUCCGUUCAUUUUCCCUUCAUUUGGAAAAUCCUGAUGGUGUAGCGCUGGGCUUCGUCUUAUAUGCCCAUGAUGACAUCAGCAUAGACGAAGUGCCAAGUGUUACAAGCUAAUCAAAUUGCCUUGAUGGUAUAGGGUUUCAAAGUCAAUGCCCUCAUUCCCUCCUUUCAGAGAAGUAAGGUUUUUUGAGUAUCCGAAAAGUUUUCUGAGCCAUUUUUGCAGUUAAUCAACUGGUGUCAAUGUGAUUUUAAAGGAGACCUAUUAUGCCCCUUUUUACAAGAUGUAAUAAAGUCUCAGCUGUCCCCAGAAUGUGUCUGUGAAGUUUCAGCUCCAAAUACCCCACGGAUCAUUUAUUAUACCAUGCAAUAAAUGCCUCUUUUUGGGUGGAAUCAAAAACAUGUUGAUUUUGUGUGUGUCUCUUUAAAUGCAAAUGAGCUGCUGCUCCCCGCCCCCUUUUCCGGAAGAGGGCUAUGUCUUAACAGCUCGUGCUGCGGUUACUACAGCAACAACAAAUCAGAAACAAUAUGACUGACAGCGUAAAUACCGGAGUUCAGACAGGGCUGGACUGGGAAGAGAAAUCGGCCUGAGAUUUUACAUAGCAACUGACACAAAAGUUGAGCGGGGGGGGGGUGUUCUCUGUCCUUUUCUACAUAUCGCGGCGCCAUUUUGUGGUCCGUUCUGCAUAAAGUGGUGGCUCAUUUUAACUUAUCGAGGCCCAUUCGGCCUGUUUCUGAUUGGCCCCAAAGUGUGCCAGCCCACUGGGAAAAUGCCCGGUAUGCCAGAUUAUCAGUCCAGCCCUGAGUUCAGCCAUAUAUGUAGGAAUAUGGUCUCCGUGAAUACAAUCAGAGACAAUGGUAACUUUAGCUGCAUUAGCCGUGGAAUCAGCUAACAAGCACAUUUAAAAAGGUGAUUUGCAAACAUUCACAAAAUAUAAAAUAAUACUGAAACACAGUUGGUACUGAUCCAUGCUUGAGAAUCCAUUUUUUUGAAAUUCCUGCUUUAUAUUGACACUCAUUCACAAAGCAGUCCAGUGUAAAAUGAUUUGCACAAACAUACACAAAUUUUUGGAUGUUUUGGGGCGUAUUUCCUUCAAAAGCAAAACUUGUCCACUGCGUCUUCAGUGGCUGUGAUGCAGGAGUACAUGAAGUUCCCCUUCUGUCAUUCACUCGAAGUUGUGUUGAUUGCAAUGACACAAGGGGCUUCUUUCGGGUGCCUCGGAUACCAGUGAAUAUGAAGAAGGCCAAUGCCAAAUUGGCGAACAGAAUUUGCAUGUCCCGCCCCCAACAACAGAACACUUAUGACACUUAUGAAGUUGAGACAUUAUUAUUCUCACUGUAUCUGCUCCAGCAUGGAAAAAAAUGCUGGACUGAGUGUAGAUCACUUAGGGGAGGAGGGUGGAGUCCGUCACCAGUCGUGGGCGUGGCCUGCUGUAAAGUGACGUUACUUUAGAGCAGAAACGAAAACCAUUCAUUUUGACACACUGUUUUUGAUUUAAUAGAAAUAUAAGAAAGAGGAGUGGGUGGACUUUUAACAUUGUAGGAUGGUUGUGUACAUACUGCUGACUCACAUUUAUGUACAAACACCAUUUAAAAGUGAAUUUAGCAUAAUAGGUCCCUUUUAAGUGGAUGAAUGAAGUCAGCUCUCCCCAAAUUCACAUAGAUAUUCUAGCCAAGCUUCCACAGGAGGAGUUCAUAACGUUAACUAUGUGCAUGUUCCACUAAAGUCUGACAACCACAACAUGUCACGAUACAAUACUUUUUUUUGCUUGAAAAGAGUGCAUGCAUGAACUUUCUUGAAAAUAAUUGCCACUUGCUCAUAGAUAUUGUUAUCUAAUGGAAUGGCAUUCAGAUAUUUUUAAAUGAUCCUUAAAGGAAUACAGUAGUUCUACCAAAAAUCUAUAUAUUCUCAUCAUUUACUCACCCUCAUGCCAUCCCAGAUGUGUAUGACUGCCUUUCUUCUGCUGAACACAAACUAAGAUUUAAUAAACAGUACUGUAUAUAUAAUAUAUCCCCCCUUAUAUGCACAAAGAAUGCAAAUAACCAAGAAUAAUGUGAAUUGAAUGUAAAUUUGGAUAUUUAUUGUAAAAAAAAAAAAAAAAAAAAGACAAUUUUUCUAAAAAUCUUUGUUUGUGUUCAGCAGAAGAAAAAUAAGUCAUACAUAUCUGGAUUGGCAUGAGUGUGAGUAAAUUAUGAGAUCAUUUUCAUUUUUGGGUGAUCUAUUCCUUUAAGUGUCCAAAAACAUUUUGUGGUCACUGUAGCACUAACUACACUACCGGUCAAUAGUUUUGAAACUCUUACUCGUUCUUUUACAAAAUUGUAUAAUACAUUUUUAGAAUAAUAGUGAAGUCAUUAAAACUAUGGAAUAACAUAAAUGGAACUAUGGGAAUUUUGUUGUGACUAAACAAAAUCCAAAAUAUAUCAAAACUGCGUUAUAUCUUCAAAGUAGUCCCCCUUUGCCAAGAAUUUACAGACAUGUACUCUUGACAUUUUCUCAACCAACUUCUUGGGGUAUCACACUGGGAUGAUAUUUAAACAGUAUUGAAGGAGUUCCCAUCUAUGUUGGGCACUUAUUGGCUGCUUAACUUUAUUAUUUGUUCCAAGUCAUCAAUUUCAAAAACUUUUUUUUUUAUAAAUACAAUUUUAGUUUCAUAAUGAAAUAAAUUAAUAUGUUGGCACAAUUCUAUUUUUGACAACAAAGCAAAUUUCAAACAUAUAAGUACACGCCUUCGGAUCAAAAGAUUUUUAAGAUCAUGAGAAACAUUUCAGUCAAAACUUCUGACCGGUAGUAUGUCUUUAAAGUUAAAAAAUAAAAAUUUAGAAAAUACAAGCAGGGAUAAUAACUUUAAAAAAAAAAAUACAUAUGAUUAAAUAAAGUUGUUGAAAUCCGACUUUUGGUUUUCAUGGUUGAAAUCUCUUUGGGCACUAACAUUUGUUUUUCUUUAAGAGAAAGGAACAUAAAGCAAGAUUUGUGCUCCCCAUUCAAAGCCUGUGGUAUGCACAAUUUACAUGCAGUUAAAUAGACUUAGAUUAGGCAACAAAUCCAGGCCCCAGUCAUUGAUGAUGUUAAUCAUUUGCUAUAAAGAUACUGUACAAUGCUCACUCCUUUUGUAAAUCGAUCCUAAGGGAUGGUAAUACGUUUGAUUUGAACAUGUUCUUUGCCCAGUAGUGUUGCUAUGUAUGCAAACCAAAUCUACUUUGAAUUACUUUUGCAAGAUUAUUGUAAACUUGUUGAUGACUUGUAAUAAUAAUGGCCAAAAGCCAAUUCAAGUAAUUAAUGGAACAGUUGUCUCCUGUGAUGAUUUUUUAUGAUUUUUCUGUGUUUUAUUCCUGAACUAAAAGCACAUAUAACCAGUCAUUCCAGGAUUUUCUAUGUGUCAUAUUUAAAACAAAUGCUAGCUACCACCCACAAAUCUAUUAUGACUUUGUACCCCAAUGUAACACAUGUAGUUGCUAUUCAACUAUAUUUGUAAUUCAGUUCAUUUUCAAUUGUUUUUGUUUUAUCACCCUUGCGAUUAUGGAUAAGAACUUAUUCUUACCAAAGUCUUGUGUAGAUGUUUUGUAGACUUGUUGCUCCUCUGACAUAUUUUUGGAAUAUUUCACCUUUAGAAUAAAAGGAAAUGUGAC